AUGGUAGCGGAAGCUAAACACUGCUUGAAGACUUGGACUUGCAACACUACAGAUAUCUGUUGGGAUGACUGCAAGAGCCGCUACGGUGGGAAAGGACUUUGUGACCUUAUCCCUACUCCUUUUGUUCCUAAACAGUGCCUUUGCUCUUAUGAAUGUUGA
Molecule: messenger RNA, 159 nt
Organism: Linum tenue
Lineage: Eukaryota; Viridiplantae; Streptophyta; Magnoliopsida; Malpighiales; Linaceae
Source: the annotation of a GenBank genome assembly